CCGGCGCGGGCGAGGCGGGCCGGGCGGCGCCGCCAUUUUGUGAGUCUAUAACACGGAGCGGUCUCGCUCGUCCCGCUAUUGCGGCGCCUCCACUCCGCUCCCGGGUCGUCUCCGUGUGCAAUGGACGGCAUUGUCCAAGAUAUAACAGUUGGUACAAAGCGGGCAGCUGAGGAGCUUUUCUCUCCUUGUGUUACUACUAACGGACCCUUUAUCAUGAGCAGCAACUCUCCUUCUGCAGCUAAUGGGAACGACAGCAAAAAGUUCAAAGGUGAUAACAGAAGCGCCGGGAUCCCAUCCCGAGUAAUCCACGUCCGCAAGCUCCCCAGUGACGUCACGGAGGCAGAGGUUAUUUCUUUGGGCUUACCCUUUGGCAAGGUCACCAAUCUUCUGAUGUUGAAAGGAAAAAACCAGGCUUUCAUAGAGAUGAACACGGAGGAGACAGCCAACACCAUGGUGAACUACUACACCACAGUCACUCCGGUGCUCCGGAGCCAGCCCAUCUAUAUCCAGUUCUCCAACCACAAGGAGCUGAAGACAGACAACUCUCCAAACCAAGCAGUCAGUUUGUUCUCUGCAUUGUCAUCCCAGGGAGGGGGGACACGCAGCCAGCGUGCCCAAGCAGCUCUGCAAGCCGUGACCCAGGUGCAGGCCGGGGCCGUGGCGCUGGCCGCCACAGCCGCGGCUGUCGAUGCAGGGAUGGCGAUGGCUGGCCAGAGCCCUGUCCUGAGAAUCAUUGUGGAGAAUCUCUUCUACCCUGUCACUCUAGAUGUUCUGCACCAGAUCUUUUCCAAAUUUGGUACAGUUUUGAAAAUCAUCACAUUCACGAAGAACCACCAGUUUCAGGCCUUGUUGCAAUAUGCUGACCCCAUGAGUUCUCAGCAUGCCAAGCUGUCUCUGGAUGGACAGAACAUCUACAACGCCUGCUGCACACUGCGCAUUGACUUCUCCAAGCUCACAAGUCUCAAUGUAAAGUACAACAAUGACAAGAGCAGAGACUACACUCGCCCAGAUCUGCCCUCUGGGGACAACCAGCCCACCCUGGACCAGACCAUGGCAGCUGCUUUUGGUGAGCGUUCAGGAAGUGGGAUCAGGACAAAGCCAACUGGUGCCCCAGGAAUAAUCUCUCCUCCAUAUGCUGGAGCUGGCUUUCCUCCUACUUUUGCCAUUCCUCAGGCUACAGGCCUGACAGUUCCAAGUGUUCCUGGAGCACUAGCUCCUUUGGCUAUUCCAGCAGCAGCUGCGGCGGCUGCAGCAGGACGGAUUGCCAUUCCCGGCCUGUCUGGGACAGGGCACUCCGUGCUGCUGGUUAGCAAUCUGAUCCCAGAGAGAGUUACACCCCAAUGCCUCUUUAUUCUUUUCGGAGUCUAUGGUGAUGUGCAGAGGGUGAAGAUUUUAUUUAAUAAGAAAGAUAAUGCCCUGGUUCAGAUGGCUGAUGGAAAUCAGGCCCAGCUUGCCAUGAGCCACUUGAAUGGGCAGAAGCUCCACGGGAAGCCCAUCCGUAUCACACUGUCCAAGCACCAGACAGUGCAGCUGCCCCGUGAGAACCAGGAGGAUCACGGCCUGACCAAGGACUUUGGGACUUCUCCUCUACAUCGUUUCAAGAAACCAGGCUCCAAAAAUUUCCAAAACAUCUUUCCCCCUUCUGCCACUCUUCAUCUGUCCAAUAUUCCACCUUCAGUAACUGAAGAAGACCUUAAGUUGUUAUUUUCAAGCAAUGGUGGGAUGGUCAAAGGAUUCAAAUUCUUCCAGAAGGACCGUAAAAUGGCUCUGAUCCAGAUGGGCUCUGUGGAAGAAGCCAUUCAGUCCCUCAUUGACCUCCACAAUCAUGACCUGGGGGAGAACCAUCACCUGCGCGUGUCCUUCUCCAAGUCCACCAUUUAGAGCUUGGGAAGGCCUGAGUAAAAAUGGACUUGACUUAAAACCUCUGGGGUUCAGCCUUGACCUUAGAAGGCUGGACACCAGGGUUUCAACUUCCAUCAUUCCAGAAAAAAAAAAAAAAAGCCACUUUAAAAAUGCAGCUGAAGUGACCUUAAAAGACCAGAGAUUUUAUUUUUUUAAAGAGAAAUCAGUUUACCGGUUUUUAAAAAAAAAAAAGAAAAUUAAUUCCUCUUGCUAACCUUGCGGUGAUGGGUAACAAUCUUGACUGUUCCAAUAAAAAUCACAAGUUCAAGUUUACACUGUGGAACCUGCUCUGGGAAAUUCCCCUCCCCUCCUGCUCCUCCUCCCCCAAAAAGCAGAUCCCAACAAGUUUUAUCAGGUUUCACAUUGAUGCCUUUUUUAAUUUCCAUACCCAUCCAUGCCUUGAAAGACCUAAAACCACUGUGUGAAUUCACUGUAGCGCCUUGGAGUCAGGAUUGUGGUGACCAGGAGCUCCCAACCUGCCCAGCACAACACUCAGUUGCGUUGAUCCCACCUUACCUGUGCACCUGCUGUCCUGUGCCUUAAACCUUCUACUUCUUUGGGGAAAACAUCUGAGCUGCAGGGAGGGGAUGGGCAGAGCUGAGGGGGGGAGCGGCUCUGGCUGACGAUCAGCUGGGGGAGCUGGCAAAAUGAAUACAGGAGAUUUUGGGCUGUGACUCGGGGCAGUCGUUCCCCGCUGCCCCGUGUGUGUCUCCAUCUCCACGUGUGCCCAGUGCCACUUCCCCGUCUGCUCGUGGGUCAUUGCCACCUGCAAACUCAGGUGGGAGUUACCUGAGAGCCUUUGUGGCUGAGCAAAGGUCUGGGUGGGGGAGCAUUCCCAAGGCCAAAUCACAUUCCAGUGUCAGGAGCGAGCCCGCAGGCUCUGCCCUCACAGAGCAUUGGCGAGGGACAAAAGAGCCGCUGUGGGACACUUGUGAAGAUGAAUCAGAGUUUGUCAAAAUUGUGUGUGUAUAUACCUAAAUGCUUGGCUAGGAUUUGGAGAAUCCUUGGAUACCCCACAAUUAGAAAGGUACCUGCAAGAGGUACCUUUGUGCCCCUAAUUGGAGAUUAACGAGGCUGCUGUAGCUCCGCCAUCGUUCUUAGAGCAUGUCUUCAGCAUUUGAGCUUUUGUUUGAAUCCUUGUAUUAUACUUUGAUGCCGUUGCUGUCCUCUGUGCCUAGCAAUAUUUCCAGUUGACCAAAUAUUCUAAUCUCUUUAUAUGCAAAAGAAAUAGUUUUAAGUACCUUUUAUAGAAUGAUAAGAUGGUAUAAACGUAAUCUAAAUUUACUCCUUUGUGGUAUUACCCGUGUAUACUGUACUUUAUUUUCUUUGUUUUGUAAUUGAAGCUGUAGGGCAGGAGUAGUUUCCAGGCUGAGGUCGUGGCUGAGGAUGAGCAGAGCCGAGGGUGUGAGAGAAUGAGCACAAACAGCUCGGGAAUGGAAGGAAAAGGACCCAGGCUAAAGAUUUUUUUUUUACCUUUUGAACCUAUAAGCCCAGAUGUUGUUCUAGGAAGGGAAUUUAUUAAAAGUAGAAUGCAGCAGAUCAGUUUUUCCCAAUGAUACAACCGUUUUUAUUUUUUUUUUUUUCUGGCUUACAACUCUUUCCCGGGCCAUUCUGCCUUCUAUUCCGUGUGAUCCGAUGUUGCCUUACAUUUCCCUCUAACCUGCAACCUGUUCGGAUGCAAAAUAACAAGAAUCUUGUACUUUUUUUCAGGGUUUUUCUGCAAAUUGUGGACCAAAGUUUGUUUUUUAAUUGUCUUAGUGUUGCAAGUUCUGAUUUCCUUGCUUGGUGUGGGAGCUCUUGACUUGCCUAGCACUGAGUGUUUGAAAAAGUCUUAACUUUCUGUAGUUCCUCCCUGGACUCUCAAGGUUAUGAGUUAUGCUGGAGAAGCGUGUGAGAUCCGAGUGGGGGUCUCGCUGGGGCUGUGGCGAGCUGGGUACCCCUGAGGAGGGCAAGACAGCAUCACCCCAGCUGCUUUUGGGUACCUCUAAAUCUGGGUGAGCUGUGCUGGAGCCAGGGAUCUGCCCCUGCAAAGCUCCCCGAGGCCCUGCCAGCAUCCUGCAGGGGAGGGCACAGCUGAGGAGGGGCAUUGUUGGCUCAUGCCCUCCCUACUGAAACACCUGCUCCUCCCACAGGGCACCCAGCCCAGCAGCACUGGGGUAACUGCUCAGUGCCCCCCAUCACCCUCCCCAGUGCAGGGGAGGCUCCCGGGGCCGGGCCCUGGCCGGGAUGCUCCGGGUGUCCCGUGCAAAUUGCAGAUGGAUUUGGGGUAACCAGGCGCCCCCAGCACAGCGGGUGCUCCCUUCGGAUCCUGUGUUUGCAUGUAAAGAAUGUGAGUAACUAAGGGUGUACAUAUUUAUAAUUUUUUUAUACCUGUUGUAAGACAUGAGGGGCAGCAAAACCCAGUUUUUUAUGGUGACCAGAUGUAUUGUAUAUUUUGAUAACAGCAAUUCCAGGUUCAGUAUUGUGGAAGGUGGGUGGGGAGGGGAAGCGUACACACCAUCAGAAUUCCAUUGCCUCUUUCAAAGAAUGUUUGUAAUGCAAAAAGAAAUUAAAACUAUUUUAUAACAACCUUUGUACCUUUCUGUAGCUCCAUUAUUUCUGUUGAGAUUGUAGAAGCAGUUGGUGCCCAGUCUGUACUUGUGCUUUCAAUAAAUUCUUCUGUAUCCUUCA
Molecule: messenger RNA, 4572 nt
Organism: Poecile atricapillus (Black-capped chickadee)
Lineage: Eukaryota; Metazoa; Chordata; Aves; Passeriformes; Paridae
Gene: PTBP1
Product: polypyrimidine tract binding protein 1
Exons: 15
Coding region: 121-1881 (586 amino acids)
Biological process (GO): regulation of cell differentiation; mRNA processing; regulation of RNA splicing
Cellular component (GO): nucleus
Molecular function (GO): mRNA binding
Source: RefSeq, a predicted model, not a curated record